GGACGGGUUAGACCCUAACUUCGGGUUGUACACCGAAUUGAACGAACUGACGAAGUUUACAAAGCCCUACACAGCCCUAGAUAACAGUACACCCAGAAGGGCCGAUCGCAUCUCGUGUUCCGUAAGCAACGGUUACCAUGGAGAUAGACGCCACACGUGAUUCCAGAAAGCUUCCGAGUUUCACUAUCUAGAGCACGUAUAAAAACGUUGAUGGCACUUUUCGCGCUCGACAAGAUAUACUCCAGCCGUAUUAAAGCUAUCGACGAAAGAAUUGAAGAAGCCUUGGAGGAGAUUGACAGAUAUUUAAAGAACGGAAAUCAAAAGGACUUGACAAAGCACCGAAAAAGCUCAUUUCACAGCUUGGAAAACAUUUCAACAGACCACAAUGCAGUCAAAGAAUGCCUGCAAAAGAUGCUGCACUUAUGUCAUGAGCAGCCAGACUCAAUGGAAUCCAUGUUCAGCAUCCUCAAGAAGAUGGCCCAGCAUUCCUUGCCUUUCCAAGCAGCUUGCGACUGUGGUAUAUGCACUGACUGCUUGGAAGAUGCUUGUGAUAUUGUCUGCAAGAAGCAGCAUCCACGCAUAGGAAGUGCAAAGGACUGUUCAUCAGACUUUCAGUCAAGUGAAGAUGUCAAGUCUCUGUGGUGCAGCAUAUGUUACCACAUUCAAGCCUACAUAACUCGCCACCUCGUUGGUGACAAAGAGGUGCUUUCCCCAAAGCAAGGUCUUGUCCAUGACACCAACUGGGAGAGCUACUUUGAAAUGCUCCGCCUUCUGUUUGUUCCUGGCCAGAUACAGCGCAUUCACCAGUGGGUUCGUUCAGAGCAGUUGCGGCAUGCCAGCUGUCCUUGCAAGCCCACAUUUUCGACAUGUUGUGUCAGCUGCUUGAUACAGUGGUGUGUACAGAGCCUGGCAAAAGAUGUAGCAAUGAGGCCUUCCUUGGGUAUGACAUGGCAUGAUCUCAGUGACUGUUACAUAUCCAGUGUGCGUGCCAACGUAAUGCUGUGCCUCCAAGAGCUGCGCAGCCACUGGCAAAGAAGACAUGAAGUCAAAGACAAGUCUCACUUCUUACCAUGCCUUCUGAAUCCAAACUCUUGCUGGGCGCACAGAGACACCACCAAACACAGUUGGGAUGCCAGGCCCUGUAAUGCAGAUAUGGAAUCGCAGCAAAGUGAUAGUUACAUUGCCUGGACUGAUCACUGGAUUGUGGUGGCAGUUGUCAACCUCAUAAAUGAACUGCACUGGUUUGAGCAGCAACUUAGUGGAAUUAGCUGCAGAACAUGGGCUGUGCUGUCCAAAAGCCCACAACAAUCAUCAGCUGAUGGUGUUACAGCAUGGGAUGAGCCUUGCAUUUGGGACUGGCGACAGCUGCUGGCAACCUCUGGUAUCCUCACAUUGCUUCAGCAGAGCAUUCAAGACCUCAUCCAGAUUAAGUGGCCUCUUCACCAAAAAGACAGCGUGUCAGUUGAACUAACUGGCAGAAAACUACAAGUCAAUGAUAGAGCAUUCCGUGCUGUUCACUACUUGGCUGUCUAUGAACCAGCCAUAAGUGCCUGCCAAGGAGUGCUGGGACCCUUCCGCGCUUCAUUCAUACAUGCUGUGCACGUUGCCUUGGGCCAAGCUGUAGAAGACCUUGAAACCAGAUUUGGGCACAGGAUCCACCUGCCCCAGAACCUGUACAUCAUGCUCAACACAGGCUGUUACUUGGAAAAUUCUUUGCUGAACUGUGCCUCUGCGCUUUCAGGAAAAAAUGAGGGCAUUUCAACAGCACCAUUUCAUGGCCUGCAACAGAGAGUUGCAGCAGCUAUUAAACACACUGAGAAACUAAUUUUCGUGCAUCACCUUAAAUGGCUGGCAAGCUGCAUUGCCCCAAGCAGAAACAGUGCAUUAGUCCUUAAGAGAGCAUGUGCCUGGAACCUGUAUGUGAAAGCCUUGUGCAGUGACCUCAAAUGUCAAGUAGGUCCCAGUCAGUGUAGCUGUGCCUUGAGGCAGCUUCUCACUGAAAUGCUCAGGCAGGCAAGAUCAUUGAAAAUGUUGUCCCAAGAGUCUGAACUAAGAUUGGUUCUGCACAGUGCAUAUGAUGCACUUUUCCUAGUCUGCAGCAACACCCAAGAACUUCUUGGGCUGCCCGCAAGCCCAGUUGCAGCAGGGCCCAUUGCUGAACUUCACGGGCACUGCAAUGCUCUGUUCACUUCAAUAUCCACAAAAGACUCUGCCACAGAACAUGAUGAACAGCAACCUGACAACAAACACGAUCCACAACAGCCACACCAACAGGCCCCGUGGCUGUGCUUCGUACAACCUUCCCUGUUCCCUGGUCCUCCAUGGGCACAGCUUCCCACAAACACCCGAAUCUGGCUUCCAUUGGCUUUAUGCCUGGCCAGUGAGAGACCGCACCCACUGCUGCUCUUACAGAAUGCAUGA
This is a messenger RNA of Dermacentor silvarum, 2421 nucleotides long. RefSeq lists its product as uncharacterized. The record is from RefSeq and is a predicted model, not a curated record. Lineage: Eukaryota; Metazoa; Arthropoda; Arachnida; Ixodida; Ixodidae. The transcript is spliced from 12 exons. Bases 211 to 2421 code for a protein of 736 amino acids.